UACGAUAACAUCUUCCUUCGUGACUCCUGCGCCUGCGCCCAGUGUGUGGAUGCUUCGACUCGUCAGAAGCGCUUCGACUCGGCCGACAUUCCCACCAACAUCAGCAUUAGAUCGUUGAAAUACGACGGUGAACAUAUCAUCAUCACAUGGAAGCACGAUGUCUCCGGCUUUGGUCCAGAUCAUCAAACUCGCUUAUCUCACGACUUCCUCAAGCGUGCGCCGAAAAGACCUGUCCACACCGCAUAUUCAGGAGGAAAAUGGGCCUGGACAACUGCAGAAUUCGAGGCGCAAAUGGUCGAUUACGACUACCACGAUUACAUGUCAGACGACAAAGUGCUUUUCCAGCUUCUUCGCCAACUCCAUACGUUCGGUCUGGUCUUUAUCAAGAAUGUCCCCGAGUCGGAGUCAGGGGUUGUUGACACAGCCAACCGUAUCGGGCCUCUAAAGAACACCUUCUAUGGUGACACAUGGGACGUGCGCAGCGUCUCAAAUGCAAAGAAUGUCGCCUACACAGACGUGCACCUCGGCUUUCACAUGGAUCUUCUCUAUAUGCAGCAACCUCCCAGACUGCAGCUCCUUCAUUGUCUUCGCGCGUCUGAGCAAGGAGGCAUCUCUUUGUUCAGCGAUGCUUAUAAAGCUGCAGACCAGCUGCACGACAUGGAUCCCGAUGCAUUCGAGGCUUUGAUGGAACUUCCAGUCAACUUUCACUAUGAUAACGACAAUCAUCAUUAUUUCCGUAGGAGACGGACUUUUCAGCUACGGGAUGGCUUUACAAAGCCUGACAAAGGCGCUAAAAGAGCCUUCAAUAGUCUGGAAGCCGUCAACUGGGCACCUCCGUUCCAGGCACCUUUCAGUCACACUGAUGGCAAUGUGGCACUCGCUCAAAAUGUCCGACAGUGGCAUACAGCUGCACAACUGUUCAGAAAUUUGACAGAGAUGAAGAGCGCAGUGUAUAGACGUCAAAUGGCGCCCGGUGAGUGUGUCAUCUUUGACAACCGUCGUGUGUUGCAUGCCAGAACUGCUUUUGCUGGUGGGGAGAGAUGGCUUCGAGGUGCCUAUCUGGACGAUGACCCGUAUCUGAGCAAGAUCCGAGUGUUGGAGAGGACUUUUGGUGAAAUCCAG
Messenger RNA from Aureobasidium pullulans EXF-150, 1122 nucleotides. RefSeq names its product Clavaminate synthase-like protein. The annotation marks the transcript as partial. Gene Ontology annotation, molecular function: oxidoreductase activity. Gene Ontology annotation, biological process: carnitine biosynthetic process. The transcript has a single exon. The record is from RefSeq and is a predicted model, not a curated record. Gene Ontology annotation, cellular component: mitochondrion. NCBI's taxonomy places the organism in Eukaryota, Fungi, Ascomycota, Dothideomycetes, Dothideales, Saccotheciaceae.